Messenger RNA from Bombyx mori (domestic silkworm), 6059 nucleotides. It is a transcript of the gene mio, whose product is annotated as GATOR2 complex protein MIOS. Gene Ontology annotation, biological process: positive regulation of TORC1 signaling; cellular response to amino acid starvation. The record is from RefSeq and is a predicted model, not a curated record. The transcript is spliced from 17 exons. Lineage: Eukaryota; Metazoa; Arthropoda; Insecta; Lepidoptera; Bombycidae. The coding region runs from base 155 to 2761 and encodes 868 amino acids. Gene Ontology annotation, cellular component: cytoplasm. Gene Ontology annotation, molecular function: protein binding.
AAAAUCUUUAAAAAUAAAAGAAGCAAAACAACUCUUAUCAAAACAACUACCCCCUGAUACCAAGUGUUUAUGAUAUUUAUUAUCAUGUUUACGUACGGAACUGUAUCAAAUGAGUUAAAUUUUUAAUUUUAAACGCAAUAGUAAAUGUGUAAUAAUGUCUAGCAGAUUGGAUAUAUUAUGGUCACCGGCACAUCAUGACAAAUUCAUUGUUUGGGGCCCAGACAUAACCUUGUACGAAGUGGCAAGGAUAAAAGAAAUCGAGAAGAAAACGACUUUCACUCCAAUUUCCUCAACCUAUGGAGCCACAGUUGUUGCGUCCCAGAGUGCUAGUGGAGUGCGGUGCGUUGAUAUCAGUGCUGAACCAGAGCAGCCUGAGCCAUUGCUCGCUCUUGGAUAUGCUAGUGGACGGGUCUCACUUACCACCCUUAAACAAACAUAUGACCCUUUGGGACUAGUUGGAAGAGAGUUUGCACCAAGAUACCAAAGGCUUUGCAACUCUGUGUCAUGGAGUCACAUGGAGACAAACAUGUUGGCAGUCGCGAUGGAUAAACAUCGUAGUGACCACUGCAUACUUGUAUGGGAUGUAAACCGAGGUUCGGCAGCUGCUGAUGAGGCUUUAGAAAGUACUUCUCAAGGAAGUGUAGAUCCGAUGCGACCACUAGCAGAAAUGGGACUAUCUGAGACAGCACAUAAUGUAACCUGGUCUAACUGCUCGAACAGGACCUUAUUGGCUUCAAUGAACUUGAAGUACAUCAAAAUAUUUGAUCUUAGAGAUUUAUCGAACAAAGCCGUGAGCAUGACCGCGACCCGCUACUGCUACGGUGUGUGUGCCGACCCGAACAGCUCCCACCAGCUCGCCUCCCGCGGAGAGAACGUGGUCUGUCUUUGGGACACCAGGCACUUCGACCGCCCCGUACUCUCUCUGCAGCAUCCCCGGCCUCUAGCCGUCACCCAUCUGCAGUGGUGCCCUACCAGACGCAACCUUCUUCUCUCGCUACAGAGAGAUUCCAAGUCGCUCCGCAUCCACGACAUACAGCAGGCCAGUGCGGAGUGGAAGAAAAACGCGCUCGAUGUGCUGACGGCGACGGCCGUAGAGGCCGAAGUGGAGGAGUACUCUCGCAGACCGAGCGUGUUGGAGCGUGACGUCACUCCUGGAGGGUCGCAGCCGCUCGUGGCCUUCUGCUGCCAUCCGGCUCACGAGGCGCGUCUGCUGGCACUCAGCGCCACAGGCGGUCUGGUGGACUACACGGUCUGCGAGCGCGUGGCGGUGUCCUGGGGGGCGGGGGGAGGGCUGGCCUGGUCCGGGGGAGGAGGGGGACUCCGUGUCCUCAACGACGACUUGUGCGGGGUCGUGAAGGACAUCUCGCACGUCAUGAGACGACGCGCCCAAACCGACUACGGCCUCAAGCAAGACCUGUGGCAGAACGCAGACCUCGCCGAUGACGACGCGCUCAGUGCCCUGUGGCACUUCAUGGCCUUGAGCAAGUCCUUGGUGGAAGAUGGUUGCAUAAGGAACAGUCCGUGGAAGCACCCGGGCGUGCUGACCGUGCUGCGGUCCCCGGGCGACGGCGGCUACCGCUCCGAGAUAGUGCCCUCCCUGCUGCCCGAUAUGCCUAACCGCAGGGUCACGCUCUACAGGAGUGCAGAGCGAACUCGUGCACUGCAGCUGUGCGGGUGGGGGUGGGGGUGGGAGAACGCGGACGCGGGGGUGGAGCGCGCCGAGGCCGAGGGCACCCCGUGUCGCGCCGCCGCACUCGCCGCCUUCCACCUCCGGCUUAGGACUGCUCUGGACGUGCUGGCCCGGGCGCACGAGCCGCAGCUCCGCGUGGUGGGGCUGGCGCUGGCGGGGCUGAGCGAGGAGCGGCUGUGGCGUGAGGCGCUGGCGGCCGGCGCCUCCGCCCUGCCCGACGCCUACCUGCGUGGGCUGCUGCACUUCCUGGCGGCCUCCGCCCCCGCGCCGCCCGCCCUGCACGCGCCCUCCGCGCCGCCCGACCUGUCCGCCGUGCUCAACGAGACGGAGAUGCGGCUGGAGGACCGCGUGGCCUUCGCCUGCAUGUUCCUGUCGGACGGCAAGCUGCACGAGUACGUGCGACACACGGCCGACGCGCUCGUGCAGCGCGGGGACCUGUCCGGCGUGCUGCUCACCGGGGCCGGCGCGGAGGGCGCGGCGCUGCUGCAGCACUGGCUGGACGCGAGCGGCGACGUGCAGAGUGCCGCCCUGCUGGCCGCGCGCUGCUUCACGCCGGAGCUGCUGGCCCUGCCGCACGUGCAGCACUGGCUCGACAGCUACCGCGGGCUGCUGGACGGCUGGCGGCUGUGGUGGGCUCGCUGCGCGCUGGACACGUGGGUGUGCGGGGGCAGCGCCGCGGCCGCCGUGCGCCACGUGUGCGUGGCCUGCACCUACUGCGGCAAGUCCGUGGCGGCGGCCGCGGGGGCCCGGCCUCGCCCGCCGCUCGCGCGCCUUCCGCCGCCCGCCGCCAAGAUGAAGCAAAUCUCGUCGUGCCCGAACUGCCGCAAGCCGCUGCCGCGCUGCGCCGUGUGCUCGCUGCAUCUGGGCACGGGCGCGGGGGGCGGUGCGGGGGGCGCGGCGGGCGGCGGCGCUGGGGGCGCGGCCUUCCCCCGCUGGUUCAGCUGGUGCGUGGCCUGCAGGCACGGGGGCCACGCCGCGCACCUCAUGGACUGGUUCAAGGAGCACGCGGAGUGCCCGGUCAGCUCCUGCAACUGCCGCUGCAGCACCCUGGACCCCCCCCACCGCCUGUAGCGCGCCCCGGGGGACCGACUAUCUACUGAACACACGUUUUUCUUUGGUGAUAUUUUUUGUUUAUUUCAUCUGUGGGUUGUUUAGUAAUUAAGAUCAAACAAAUCAAAAGAAAAAAUAACCUUGAAUAUUUAAACUAUUGUGGUUUAAUCUCCAAUUUUGUCUCCGAAUGUCGUUAAUAGUAAAAUAUGAAAUCAAUCGAAAUUUCAUAAUGAAUUAUGUAAAGACACAAUUUGUUCAUUAUACUUUUUAUUAUUAUAUUAUAAAUUUCUAUAGGUUAAGAAAAUCAAUGAAUUGUAUAUCUGAGACACGAUGAGUGCCCACUGAGGCUCGACACAGAGCCGUUAGCGAGGGACGCACGCCAGCGUGUGAGAAGUAGCUUGUGAUCUGGGAACCCAGAUAAAAUACCUUUAUAAAAUAUACGAAGAGUACUCGACCGGAUUAAGGAUCCGUUUUGUUUAUGUUUUUUUUAAGUAAUCACCGUUGGGCUUGCAUACGGCUCAUCUGACGGUUAGUGCACACUCUAGAUUAUUAUAAUCAUUAUUAGUAAUUAAAAGCUACAAGGCCUGUGGGAUCCACGUUCAUUGUAUCGAAGUAAAUUCGGGAAAACUAAUUAAACAUAAGAACGUUUUACAGAAAUAUAUAUUUUUAUACUAGAACUUAGUACUUUAAGGUAAGAGCUUAGAUUCAGUAGGAGGGCUCUUCACUAGUCAUUAUUGAACAAAAAGUGUGAUCUGUCUGUACAUCGGGAUUUUGUAAUGACUCAUGUUCGCUCAAUGUGCAAAUGACCUCUUUAGGUAUAGGCUUUAUUCAAACAUAUACUUUGGUCUAUAUUUUUAACUACUCUGUGUACGACUCGACCAUAGAUUAUACACUUAAUAUAUUAGGACUCGACUUUUGGCGGAAACGCGACAAACGAACUUUUACAAGGUUUAAUUUUUGUAAUUAAAUUUUCUUCCGGCUUAAACGUCUAAUAAAGGACGGUUAUUAACUGUUUAGCAUCUGUGAAAGUGUAUAAAUGUGAGAAAACGAAACGCAGUCGCUGGAUAUGGCUUCUCGGUUUGUUCCAAAAAGUUCAGUGAAGUUUCAGGAAAUAACCACAAUUUUACUGAGACUUUAUUUCAUCCCAUAUCGCUUCAUUUAAUUUCAUCCAAAUUCAUUACAGUCUCAGAUUACAUAGAAAACUUCUCAUUACAUCCAACCAUUACAUACAUUAUUAUUUUUCGUAAUGUUCGUACUGUUAGUAGUGAGAAGGCCGAACUCUUUUUAAAAAAGGAUUUAUUCGACACUACACAAUAUUUUUAAUGAAUAAUUAAUUAUAAUAAAAGAAUUUAGAAAUAAUGAGGAAAAUUGGUAAACGUCUCACUUCAAUGAAUAUCUGACCCGAACUGAGCCUGGUAUGUUCUCAUGAAAUCACUGUGAGAGGGCUUAUGAUGAGUAAGGUGUUUGGUAAGCAUUAGUCUAUACAGGUUAGGGAUAUAACAGUACGAAUAUACAGAAGAUUAGGAUUAGAUUAUGGCGUGAUAGGUUUGCCAUGUGGGAAAAAUGGAACUACUACUUCUGAAAGGUCAGUUUUGUUGUAAUCUUAUUGAUAACCUACAACACUUUUCAAUUUGAACUCAAAGCAUGAAUAUAGUCAUGACUUGAUACUUUUAAGACUUAUUCUAAUCCGAAAAUGUACUUGGGUCGUAGAAAAAAUAUAAAUGAUUUAUUAAAAGACUCGGUGGUAUUGAUACGUUUUUUUUUAAUGCCGUAUAGGCAGACAAGGAUACGGCCCACCUGAUGGUGAGUGGUUACCGUCGUCCAUGGACGUCAGCCAUGCCAGGAGCAGAGCCAAGCCGCUGCCCACCGUUAAGUACUCUCCACAAGCCUCGUUUGAAGGACAUGUCAUAGCGCUCAGGAAACACUGUGGAGGGGAGCUCAUUUCAAAACCGGAUGGUGCAUGGCAAAAAAAGGAUCUCUAGAAAUGCACUGUGGAUGAACGCAGUGGCUCCAAGUAGUAUGGAUGAACUCUACUCCGGUGGCGGGCAGUGCGAUGGUAAAAACGAGAUGAUAGAAUCAUCUCAAAUAAUACCGCAGAGCACUACCCAUGGAACAUACGGUACAAAAUACAGAGAGAAGCGAAGUCCCUCCGCAGACCCAAAGGUUCGAAACAAUCGGUGAGAAUGGGAUUAUCGACAAUUCGAACAUUGGAAUGAGCACCAUGCCUUCAUCUUGGCCUUAUCAAUUCAGACCUACUACUAUAUGUCAUCUCGGCACUCACACCAUUCUCUUGCAUCCUCCUCUAUCACCCAUUCCAUCCAAGUCUUCCUCCUCCUCCUCCACCAUUACUAUGGUACGCAGUAAGUAGACGGCAGGACAAGCACAAGUCACAGUCUUUUUUUAACACUGAUAAUGGCAACACCUUAAAAAGCGAUUAAGAAAUUCGACCAUAAUCAUGGACACAUCGAAAUAUUUAUUCAUUGAAUGUGUUACAUUUUUUAUUGCUCACCAUGUAAAGACAUCCCACCUUUUCAUUACUGUCAUUUUAUAAAAUCUGUAAAACUCGUCAACAGCAGCUAACAGUUUUAUGUGUAUAUUAAAUACAGAGUACGUUCCCUCUUCCGACGGACUGCUCAUGUAUUUUUUUUGUAAUUUUAUGGCCUGCUACUAGACCUUUAAGCCAAAUUGUUAAUGUAAUUUUUUUAAGGGAAAAAUGACCUGGUAACUAAGACCUUUAAGUCAAGCCUUAUUUUAAUUAUAUUCUUAUUUUUAUGAAAAAUGAUAAUAUGGAGGGAAAUGAAAUGAGACGAGAUGAUUUGGGAUGAAAUAUAAUCUCAGAAAAAGUGGUGGUCAUUUACUAAGAUUUUUUCAGUAAACUUUUUGGAGGAUCCCGAGAAGUUACGUCCAGCGGCUUUGUUUCAUUUUCCCACAAUUGUGUACUUUCACAGAUAUUAAACAGUUAAUAAAUCACCGUUAUUACACAUUUAAACCUGAAGAAACACUAAAUAGACAAAAUAAAACAAAUCACACAACUUUACUCCUCGCGUUCCCGCCAAAAAGUCGUUCAUAUAAUCUUUACAAAUAGUGUGCCCUGGUUUAAAAUUAAAAUCUUCCUAACUGAAUAUUACCAGGACUCGUGACAAGAGAUUCAUACUUUGUUGUUUUUUUGAAUUGUUUUCUUUUAAAAGUGAAAAAGAAACAACAACAACUGUAAAUAAAAAUGCAGAUGUAUUUCCAAAUAUAUAGAUUUAUAUAUACAUUUAUUAAAUAAUUAUUUCAUCUGUAUUACAAUUUAACAAUAAAAUUUUCAAAGACACAA